CUACGCGAGAGUAAGCUCAAGUCUCAACUUGAUGGCAAGCUCUAAUUCUAUGAGAGUAGUAGAUCCUCCUAAUGCUGUGAGCUCCCAGCCUCUAGAAGAGCCACCUUCUCAUAAAUUUACACAGGAUUCUGUUAGGGUUGAGGCUCCUCUGAACGAGCAACUGAAUGAUGAAAAUGAAUGUGACAUUUACAUGGAAGCUAAGGAGAGUGAUGGUCAAGAGUCGCAUGCUGUUAUCCAGUUAGAUCAUAAGAUGAAGUCUGUCCCACAGAACAUGGUCCCUGGCAUGGACAACUUGACAGAGCAUUAUUCAGAAGAAUCCAACAUUAGUUGCACAAUGAAUAGAUUGAUCUACGAUGAGAAACCUAUGACUUCUACUAAAGCAGAACUUCCCUCAAAGUCUUCUGAUUCUCUUGAUGAACAAUCUCAAACUAGCAAUACAGAAGAAGCUCUGGGGCUUGAUAAGGAAACCAUGGAAAUCCCAAGAAGUCUUUCUGUACCAAAAGAACUGAAGUUAGAUUUUCCACUUUUGCUUGAUUUGGUAAAGACCAGUUCUGUUCCAGUGCUCAUGUGUGUCGCUACUCUCACUGGCCUCUCUCCUAAAGGAAAAGCUAAUUUAUUUCAAGAUUUUUUAAAGAUAGCUGUUCGAUUUAGAAAUCCAGAAUCGGAAACAGCAAAGCAAUAUCUUGCCAGCUUACAGGAAAGGUGUUCUAAGGAGGGCCUGUCUUCUUUUAAUUUCAAUAUUUUGGGAAAAUUCCCUUUCAAUGAUCUCAUGUGGUUGUUGGGCACUAAGCGUUCAAGUAUCAGCCUCUGCUUUCUCUGUUGCCUCCUUCAAGCUCUUAAGCUAAGAAAAAUUCCAAUUAAAUUAUUGGAUAUCGCAGAAAAUGAAGCAGAUGCUAAUGAAGAGGAUCUGAAGCAGAACAAGCAUGGGGAGUGGCUCUUUUAUGAAGUAACGAAGAGGCUGAAGGCUCUCAAGAAUCACCAGGAAAAACUGGAUCUCCUUGAGCCCGGCGUUACGUUCCUCAACGUCUUCAAUAUUGGUCAAAGCAAAGCAGCAUACAACUUCCUCCCAUUUCUUGGCCAGCAUUGCAAGAGAUCACUGCCAUUAUUUUUUGCAUCCAGGGCAGAUGGUACUGACUUGUGUAAGCCACUGGAUUCUGAGUGCUAUGAAGAAUGCAAAAUGUCUGUCAACCAUUUACUUAAUGUUUAUGUGUCAAGACAGAAGUUUAUCAAGCACAUUGUAAGAUCUCUAUCAAGUGAAACUUCAGAGCCACCAAUCAUCAUGCACCAGCUGUCCUGUAAUCAGCAAUCAUUGAGAUUGGAUAAUCUCAAGGAAAUAUUUAAGAAAAGUGCCGUCAAAGCUACUUUCGAAGAUGUCGAUCUCUCAGAUAUGAAACAGACCAAGAAGAUUCUUGAAAAAAUGGUUGUCAGAAAUAUGGCUAAGUAUGUUACGGGUCUACCUGUAAGGUGGGUUUUUCUACGCAGCCUUCUCCAGGCUUUAAAUGUAUCACUUAUGACUAGAAGUGAUAUCAGUAAAUUGGCCACUUCAUGUGGUGCUGGUAUAGAUUCCAGUGAAGUUGAAGCAUUUCUGACCACCUUCACAAGCUUUGCCAGUCUCCUUUACAUCCCCUCCUACACUGAUAUUGUCCUGCUGGAUAUCGAGAGAUUCACUGAUUGCCUCGACAAGGUCUUUGAUUGUGGCCAAUCUCUUGAUAAAGCAAGUUCCUAUGGAUUCAUUACUGAAGGAGCCAUUGAUAAGUUAGCAAAAGAUGAGAAGUUAGACUCUGGAAUGUUUAAGACCCUCUUGAAGUCUUUUUGUUUCGCUGUUCCAGUUUGCGCAUCCAAAGUGAAGAGUAAUAGUUUCUUUAUUGAAGCAGAUCGUUCGUUCUACAUUCCCAGCAUGCGUCCUUCAAAAGCAACCAAUGGUCCUCAGUUUUAUUCUCUCUACCUCCAGUACACAUCAUGUGUACCUGGGAAUAUUCAAGUUCUUUUGAGUCGUCAUUUCCUCAAAUACAGCAAUUGCUCUCUUGUUCCUUGCCUACACAUCAAUACUUCGAUCAUCAGGAUACAUCACAGUAAAGAGAAGCACGUUGAUGUUACCAUAAUUGACCAUAAAGAUAUUGUGGAGCUGAGAUUGGAACACGGUCGUUUUGCAGAAGCAUACAAAACAGCUUUCCCAUUGGUAGUCAAAGCAUGCACUGCUGCCAUGGAAGAUGUCAAGAAGUCGGUCGAUGAUUUAACGUAUUAUUUUUUGUUGCGUUGUACUAAGAGUGAUGAUCACCAGUUCAUCUAUCAGUAUCACAGAAUGGAAAAUGACAAGAACACUUCAUGCAAAAAAUGCAGUGAAGUUGAGCCCAGUGAUUCUUAUCCCGUUUCCUUGCGGGAACAUUGGGAAUCAUCUGUUUCUAAAAUGCUUAUUGAAAGUGAUGGAAAAGAAUUAGGGACAACGAAAGAUUCCUUGGAGCUGGCUAGUCUUGCAGUAAAGCUAUCUGAAGAGUUUGUAGAUGAUGAGAGUCAGUUGAGUUUGUUGAGACAGUUAAAAGUAGAACGAGAAAUUUGGGAUGAUAUUAAAGUCAAGACUGGUGGUGGGUGGAUGGCAUUUGCGGUGUUGCUUGAUCAGUGGAUGAAGAGGCACAAAAAAUCGAAGGAUGAACUUCUGAAAGAGCUCCAUAUAUUUUUAUAA
Amphimedon queenslandica is the source of this 2680-nucleotide messenger RNA. RefSeq lists its product as uncharacterized. The transcript has 5 exons. The coding region runs from base 32 to 2680 and encodes 882 amino acids. Lineage: Eukaryota; Metazoa; Porifera; Demospongiae; Haplosclerida; Niphatidae. The record is from RefSeq and is a predicted model, not a curated record.